Micropterus dolomieu (smallmouth bass) is the source of this 1482-nucleotide messenger RNA. It is a transcript of the gene arr3a, whose product is annotated as arrestin 3a, retinal (X-arrestin). Gene Ontology annotation, biological process: G protein-coupled receptor internalization; visual perception; signal transduction. Gene Ontology annotation, molecular function: G protein-coupled receptor binding. The record is from RefSeq and is a predicted model, not a curated record. NCBI's taxonomy places the organism in Eukaryota, Metazoa, Chordata, Actinopteri, Centrarchiformes, Centrarchidae. The transcript has 16 exons. Bases 1 to 1062 code for a protein of 353 amino acids.
AUGAGGGUUUUCAAGAAGACCAGUGGAAAUGGAGGGCUGACCCUCUACCUGGGGAAGAGAGACUAUGUGGACCACGUGUCCCAGGUGGACAAAGUUGAUGGCGUUGUCAAGCUGGACACAAGUGAUUUUGGAGACAGAAAAGUGUUCGUGCAGCUGGCAUGUGCCUUUCGUUAUGGUAGCGACGACCUGGAUGUGAUGGGCCUGUGCUUCAGGAAGGACAUCUGGCUCCAGCAGGUCCAGAUCUACCCCGCGGACCACAAGCCCACCUUGAGCGCUAUGCAUGAUACCCUGCUGAAGAAGGCUGGAGACAACUCAUACCCUUUCACUUUUGAAAUUCCCAACAACCUGCCAUGCUCAGUCUCUCUGCAGCCUGGACCAGAUGACAAGGGGAAGGCUUGUGGUGUCGACUUUGAAGUCAAAACUUACCUUGCCAAGGAAAAGUGCGACCCUGAUGAGAAGAUUGAAAAGAAGGACACUGCUCGCCUUGUCAUCCGUAAAAUCCAGUACGCCCCCACUCAGGUCGGUGCCGGACCCAAGGCUGACAUCUGCAAAAGCUUCAUGAUGUCCGACAAGCCUGUUCAUCUAGAAGCGUCCAUGGAGAAAGAUCUCUACUUCCACGGCGAACAAAUCCCAAUCAAAAUCAAAAUCAACAAUGAGAGCAACAAAACCGUAAAGAAAAUCAAAAUCACUGUGGACCAAACCACAGACAUUGUCCUCUACUCAGCAGACAAAUACACUAAGGGGGUUUUUAACCAAGAGUUUGGAGAGACAGUGGAGCCUAGCAACACCUACGAGAAUACGCUGAGCAUCACACCACUGUUGGCUGACAACAAGGAGAAAAGGGGUCUUGCGUUGGACGGACGUCUGAAGGACGAGGAUACCAACUUGGCCUCCACCACUAUGCUGCGGGGUAUAGAUAAGGAGGUAUUGGGAAUCCUGGUUUCUUACAAAAUUAUAAUUAACCUCAUGGUGGCCGGAGGAGGCCUGCUGGGUGGUCUCACUGCCAGUGAUGUCACAGUGGAACUGCCAUUGAUGCUCAUGCACCCCAAGCCAGCAGAGUAAAGACUGCACAUCAGCAGAGGAUAUUUCCCUGGAGGUUGAGAGGAAAGACAGGAAGACAACGAUGGGAAUAGACACAAAACAAAGAAGAAGGAUGGGACUGAUGUAAUGAAACCAAAUAACAAUAACCGAGCAACUGAAGAGAAUGACCUUUUCAACACACAAAGGAUAUACGUGUAGAUGUAACACCAGUCCCCUCACAGGUCUUGUUGUUCAUGGUUUUGUUGUUUGAUGAAUGUAAUUUAGCUGUAGAAUAGAGCAUUUGGAUUGCAAAAUAGAAUCCAACAUUUAGAAACCAAACUUAUGUCAAACCACACACAUAGGCCUACAUGCAGAAAAUAAAAGUCACCUUCGCCACCCUUCAGAGUAUGAGUCGGGAAAGAAAAAUCAGCUUGAAGCCCAUAAAAACCAUGGUGCUUUGGA